AUGGGCAACGGAGCCAAAGCACAGCAGAAGCGCGAUCGCGCCGCCGAUAAGGGCCCCAAGGAAGCAAAGAGCCAGCUGAAGUCGAACGCCAGCGCACAAUCGGUCAAGUGCAAGACAUGCUUCCAGACCUUCCAGAGCACCACCGCGCGCAAACUGCUCACCGAGCACGCCUCCAACAAGCACACCAAGAAUUUUGAAGACUGCUUCAACGCUGAGGAUGGCGUUGUCAAGAAGUAG
Molecule: messenger RNA, 237 nt
Organism: Didymosphaeria variabile
Lineage: Eukaryota; Fungi; Ascomycota; Dothideomycetes; Pleosporales; Didymosphaeriaceae
Exons: 3
Coding region: 1-237 (78 amino acids)
Source: RefSeq, a predicted model, not a curated record